AUGCUUUCUAUCCUCCGCAAGGCCCGGUUGAAGGACAAGGAGAUGCGUGUUCUGAUGCUAGGACUUGAUAGUGCCGGCAAAACCACCAUAGUCAAGAAGAUCAUGAACGAAGAUGUCAACACUGUUAGUCCGACACUGGGCUUUAUCAUUAAGACGAUCAAUUUUCGUGGGUACAAGCUCAAUAUUUGGGAUGUUGGUGGUCAAAAGACAAUUAGGUCAUAUUGGCGCAACUAUUUUGAGAAAACUGAUGCUUUGAUUUGGGUGGUGGAUGGCACCGAUCGUCUGCGAAUCGACGACUGCAAGGCCGAGCUCAAAGGGCUGCUGGUGGAAGAGCGUCUGGCUGGCGCAAGUCUGCUGGUCUUUCUCAACAAGAUCGAUGUGAACGGGUGCAUGAGCGUGGAAGAGGUGACACGGGCUCUGGAACUGGACAGGAUCCUGACCCAUCAUUGGGUUGUUGUCCCUUGUAGCGCCAUGACAGGGGAGAAUCUAGAGAAAGGGUUGGACUGGGUGGUGCAGGAUGCGAAGGACCGACUCUUUCUCUACUAA
Messenger RNA from Capronia epimyces CBS 606.96, 546 nucleotides. Its product is annotated as ADP-ribosylation factor-like protein 2. NCBI's taxonomy places the organism in Eukaryota, Fungi, Ascomycota, Eurotiomycetes, Chaetothyriales, Herpotrichiellaceae. Gene Ontology annotation, biological process: protein folding. The coding region runs from base 1 to 546 and encodes 181 amino acids. Gene Ontology annotation, cellular component: cytoplasm; microtubule cytoskeleton. The record is from RefSeq and is a predicted model, not a curated record. The transcript has 4 exons. Gene Ontology annotation, molecular function: GTP binding; GTPase activity.